AUGAAGUGUAGUCUCGUUUAUGCGGCCCUGGCUGCCACAAUCGUUCUUGCCCAGAAAGCCCCAGACUGCAAUGCCUUCGUCAAAACUUGCCCAUUCAACAAGGGCAACACCAAAAGUCAUAUCAGCUAUGACUUGACACAGACUUCGGCUUUGAAUGAAUGGACAACAAUUGGUGGAGCAGUGGGCACGGGUUCUCAGGGUGCAGAGCUCACCAUCCAUAAGCAAGGCGAUGCUCCGACAAUUGUCACAGACUACUACAUCUUCUAUGGUGAAGUCUCUGUUGAGAUGAAGGCGUCCCCUGGCACUGGCAUUGUCAGUUCUGUCUACAUGCUGUCAGACGACAAUGAUGAGAUUGACUGGGAAACACUGGGUGGUUCUACCGACAAAAUACAGACAAAUUACUUCGGCAAGGGUGACAACAGUGAAGAUUACAAUCGCUGGACCUGGCAGCCGGUGACGACCCCGCAAGAAUUAUUCCAUAAAUACACUUUGAUCUGGGCCAAGGAUAAAGUGUCAUGGUCGAUUGAUGGCACCGUUGUUCGGACCGUUGAUUAUGCUGAUGCGAAAGGAGGAACUCGCUUCCCACAGACACCGAUGCGUGUUCGAAUUGGUAUCUGGGCGGGAGACGAUCCGAGCAAAACAAAUCCAAGCAAACUCAAGGGCGCAAUCGACUGGGCUGGCGGAGAGACUGAUUACUCUAAGGGGCCAUUCACGAUGUACGUCAAGUCAGUUGAGAUUGUCAACUACACCCCGGCAGAGAACUAUGUAUAUUCCGAUAAAUCUGGCUCUGCUGAGAGUGUCGAGAUACAUAGCGACGUCUCCUCGAGCAAGACUUCGAUUUCGAUCCAUUCGGGUACCUCAACCACCGAUGUUGCCUCACUGGGUUCGUCAUCUACGGUUUCAUCUGCUACAAUCGCAUCUUCCACAUCGCAAAAUGGGAUUUCCGCCGUCCCAACCAUCAAUUCAAGUUUGAACUCGGGCGCUACGACCAAUUCUUCCAGUGCCACCAGCACCCUCCACAUGACCACAUCUGCUGAGACCAAAAGCACUGUCACGCGUUCCAAUUCAACAUCAGCAGUGAGCCCUUUGACCACAGUUAGCACGACUUUCAAGUCGAGUACUAGUGCUAUCACCUCGACCACCGGUUCCUUCAAUUCUGCUUGUGCCCUGGGUUCGGGUUAUCUCGCACUUCUGACACUCAUAGUGGGAUUUAUGCAGAUAUGGACUUGGGUUCUCUGUGUUUGA
This is a messenger RNA of Penicillium vulpinum, 1245 nucleotides long. RefSeq names its product glycoside hydrolase family 16 protein. Gene Ontology annotation, cellular component: fungal-type cell wall. The record is from RefSeq and is a predicted model, not a curated record. Lineage: Eukaryota; Fungi; Ascomycota; Eurotiomycetes; Eurotiales; Aspergillaceae. Bases 1 to 1245 code for a protein of 414 amino acids. Gene Ontology annotation, biological process: fungal-type cell wall organization; carbohydrate metabolic process. The transcript has 2 exons. Gene Ontology annotation, molecular function: hydrolase activity, hydrolyzing O-glycosyl compounds; glycosyltransferase activity.